UAAAAUUUGCUAACAAGUAACCAUGACACUGGUGUGGCGCCCGUUGCUUUUCGUGGUGCACUGCAUCCAGCGCAUACUGUACAGGUGUUGCAGUCGACUAAGCAACGAAUUUGUUAUUUUAGUCGUAUUUAAUUUAAUGUGCCUGAUCGCUGUGCUGGAUUACAACUGGGCCCGCCAUGAUCGGGACUUGAUGUAUUGGCAGCAUGAGAUCAGAGAACACAUAUGCGAAUUUCUGCUAACGAUGAUUGUGCUGCUAGCAUCAGUGCAUGUGGUGUUGUCAUGUAUAGACGUAACUAUAUUAUCCGCACUCGUUCGGCGAAAAUUAAGCCAUUUCGAGAAACCCCGAAUCUAUUUUGAGCUCCAAUACAGACGUUACAUAUUCAUGCGUAUGGUGCAUAAGCUAGAGCUGGCUCUGCAGUUGCAGCAUCGCUAUGCCGAUGGGGAUAGUAAUAUGGUUGAUGACCUGCAUCGGGCUCAGCAGCUCAUCAGAAAGACUAUCGACGAGUUUCGAGCGGCAACUCAUGUUCUCCUAUGGCCCAAUCAAACAGACCUUGAAUUGGAACCGUAUGUGCUCUAUAACAUAGAUGAGCUAAAUUUAGAGUUGAUCGAUUCUCUCGGCUAUGGCUUAAGUCGGGUUGAACUCAAUGAUGUUACAAACGAUGUGUUUAGGAGUUUACUUAAUCCAAAUUGGUACUGAACUUGAGUCCCUAUAAAAAUUUAAUGGUAUUCGAAAUUAUGCAAA
Molecule: messenger RNA, 742 nt
Organism: Scaptodrosophila lebanonensis
Lineage: Eukaryota; Metazoa; Arthropoda; Insecta; Diptera; Drosophilidae
Exons: 1
Coding region: 23-697 (224 amino acids)
Source: RefSeq, a predicted model, not a curated record